This is a messenger RNA of Aspergillus heteromorphus CBS 117.55, 355 nucleotides long. RefSeq lists its product as uncharacterized. The transcript has a single exon. The record is from RefSeq and is a predicted model, not a curated record. Lineage: Eukaryota; Fungi; Ascomycota; Eurotiomycetes; Eurotiales; Aspergillaceae. The coding region runs from base 84 to 302 and encodes 72 amino acids.
CACAAUCAUCCAUCUGAAGUCUUGUUUUGCCAACAACAAACAGAACCACCAUCAAAUUGGCGAAUGAGUCAGCUACUUUCAUGAUGGCCCAUCGGAUGAAAGAUGCGCCCAUAUUCUACCAGAAUCUGGAACAGUGCUUGGACAAGCACCGCAGGAACCAAACAAUCAUGAUGUUGACUCUACGGCUUCCUCGCGAGACGAUUGACUUUUCGUGGGGUGGAGUAUUUGAGGGGCAGGUGAUGGGCUCGUUUCAGUUAUACAGGUUGUGGAAUUUGAUACAAACUUUUUCACAUAUAACUUAGCGAUAUAUACUAUGGCCCCUGAUUGGGUAGCUGUUCUCACGCAAGCCCAAGCG